Molecule: messenger RNA, 2412 nt
Organism: Neohortaea acidophila
Lineage: Eukaryota; Fungi; Ascomycota; Dothideomycetes; Mycosphaerellales; Teratosphaeriaceae
Product: VID27 cytoplasmic protein-domain-containing protein
Exons: 1
Coding region: 1-2412 (803 amino acids)
Cellular component (GO): cytoplasm; nucleus
Source: RefSeq, a predicted model, not a curated record
AUGUUUGCGCUCAAGAGUCUCUCGAAAUAUCUUUUUGGAGACGCAAGCAAGGAAACCCUGGUCGAGCUGCCCGACGGUCAACUCUUUAUCGUUCGCCCCCUCUCCCCCAAGGGCUACAGCGAACUCAUCUUCAAGGACGCCGCCGCUUCUAUCCGACGCACCGGCCAAGAGUUUCACUACCAGCUCGUUAUCCAGCGCGUGUACGAAGAGGGCGAAGCGGAACUGCUCGAAGAGGAGGAAGGCGAAGGCGUUGCGCUAGGCGAUAAGGACGAAAAGACCUUCCUGCUCGACGAGGAGCUUCACUUGCGCGUGGAAGUGAGGGAUACCGGCGAGGCAGUUGUUGCUUGGAGAGAUCACAGCGGCGAUCCCGGUGAUUUGUUCGAAUUCGUUUGCGACUCCAAGACCAGACCAGACGCCGCCGCUGCCUUUCAGUUGCUCGCUGCGCAGUGUCAAUACGAGCGCAAGUAUCGCAAGAGUCACGAAGAGGCCACCGACGAGGAACUCAAGCAGUUCGACUUUGACGACGAUACCUUCAUCCCUCGCGCCAGCCCUUUGUCCACCCCCAUUGGCCGAUCACCUUCCUUUGCCCCCUCACUCAACAACCUCCCCGAAGAGCCCACGAUGGUGCGCGAAUCGUCAUCGAAGAAGCUUGCUUCUCCCGAGACCUCCCGCGCAGUCGUCCAGACCCCCACCAAAGCACCCGUUGCGCGAGCGAACCCCAAGAGCAGCGAGAUUUUGGCCACCGAGCAGGCCGAGUUGCACUUGUUCGACUUCCAAUCCGGCACCUUCAUCUUGCAAGACGCCGAAGUCGAAGCGACGGUAGCAGAAGUCGGGAAAUGGAAAUACUGGUUGCAAAUCACCGGCAAACAGCCAUGGCUGGGUCAAGAGGUGACGCCCGACAUUAACCCGGUCUUCAACUUUGAGUAUCUGAGCUUCAUCUUCAACCACUACACCGAUGAUGGCUCUGCAUACUCCUGGCUGCUGAAGUUUGACACUCGCGAAAAGCUGGAACGCUUCCAGGAGGGCCUCAUGCAGGCACUGUGGGAGCAUUUGCACGAGACGAAAUGGCAGAAGGCGAUCAAGGAUGCUGAGAGAGACUACGUGCUUGAUGCAUUCAAUGAGCUUGUACUGGAGGACGCCACAAAAGACGAUCUCCGCGAGGCGGAAGCCAAGGAGGAGGAUGAAGAGGAGGAGGACUACGAAGACUCGGAAGGCGACAGGCUGAGUGAGCAUUACGACGAGGACGAGGAUGAGGAUGAGGUCGAAUCAGAUCUCAAGGAUGGAAACGUCAACAGCCAGCUUGCUGUCGGUGCCAAGGUUGAUCGAUCAUUCGUCGUCAGAGGUGACAAGAUUGGUGUGUUCAAGCACACUGCGGACAAUCACCUCCAACACAGCACCACCAUCAACAACGUCGCCACGCCAAAGGGUCGAGUGUUCUCUCCCAGCAAGGUGAUGCUGCACCAAGAAGACCGAAACAUGGUCUUGCAGAACAAGAACGACCCGCACAGCCUGUACCGCAUGGAUCUUGAAGUGGGCAAGGUGGUUGACGAAUGGAAAGUCCACGAUGACAUACCAGUCAACAUCUAUGCUCCGGAGAACAAAUUCGCGCAGACGACGGGCGAGCAGACUUUCCUCGGGUUGUCCAACAACGCGUUGUACCGCAUCGAUCCCCGACAGCAGGGCAACAAGCUUGUGGACAGUCAGUUGAAGCAGUACGCCGGCAAGAACGACUUCUCAGCUGCUGCGACCACCGAGCAGGGUUAUAUCGCCGUUGCCUCCAACAAAGGCGACAUCCGACUGUUCGACCGGCUUGGGAUUAUCGCAAAGACCGCGCUGCCUGCGCUCGGUGAUCCGAUCAUCGGCGUAGACACUAGCGCUGACGGCCGCUGGAUCCUCGCAACCACUCGCACAUAUCUGCUCCUCAUCGAUGCUCUCCAAAAGGAAGGCAAAAAUGCAGGCAAGCUGGGCUUCGAAAAGUCGUUCGGAAAAGACUCCAAGCCGCAACCGCGUCGCCUCGGCCUCACUCCAUCGCACGUCGCGCAGUUCCAACACGAGACCGGUGCGGCUUUGUCCUUCACCCCCGCUCGCUUCAAUACCGGCGAGGGCAAGGAAGAAACCAGCAUCAUCACCGCCACAGGCCCGUUCGUCGUCACGUGGUCGCUCAAGAAGAUCUUGCAAGGCCGCAAAGACCCGUACAGCAUCAAGCGGUACAGCGAGGAGAUCAAAGCGGACAACUUCCGCUUCGGCAGCGACAAGAAUAUUGUCGUCGCGCUGCCGAACGAAGUGGACAUGGUGACGAAACGCGCGCUGCAGCGCCCGACGCGCGAGAGCAUCAUGGCGACGCCGAGGCGCAGUCAGACGGGGCGCGGAAGCUAUCUCUCUAGGAACGAGAUUGUCAACUCGCCGUACUGA